Molecule: messenger RNA, 363 nt
Organism: Rotaria sp. Silwood1
Lineage: Eukaryota; Metazoa; Rotifera; Eurotatoria; Philodinida; Philodinidae
Source: the annotation of a GenBank genome assembly
AUGAUUAUUGAUUCAUCAACUGUACCUUCACAUAAUGGACUUUCGUCCAAUGUUUCAUUUGAUGUCUUUCAACAAGUAGAAAAGAAAAAGAAAAAGAAAAUUAAACACAAACUUACGACAUCUACAAUUAAGAAAAAACGUACACAUUAUCAAACAAACAUUAUUUCAAAAUCUGCUGCACCCUCACCUUUGUCUUCUAUAUCUGCCUCUGUUGCUGCUGAACCUUUACUACAUAAGGUCCCACGUGUUCAACAAUUGCAAGAUAUUCAACAAGUCUCAGGUGGUCCACAAGUUCAAGGUGCUCUAUCUUUAUCUCAUCCACAACAGAUUUCAAUCACUACUGAAUCUACUCGUUAUGCAUAA